This is a messenger RNA of Ornithorhynchus anatinus (platypus), 1195 nucleotides long. RefSeq names its product chromosome 16 C1orf109 homolog (gene AIRIM). NCBI's taxonomy places the organism in Eukaryota, Metazoa, Chordata, Mammalia, Monotremata, Ornithorhynchidae. The transcript has 5 exons. Gene Ontology annotation, cellular component: nucleus; cytoplasm. The record is from RefSeq and is a predicted model, not a curated record. Bases 141 to 752 code for a protein of 203 amino acids.
UAGAGGGGGCGGCGAGCGGCGAGCGGCGAGCGGCGAGCGGCGAGCGAGGGCUCGGACGUCGUUUUAUUUCCAGGUUGGGAGAGGCCGGAUCGGGCUCUUUUCCCGGAGAAAGACGGGGAAGAAGACGAGGGACGAGGAGGAUGGCGGCCCCGGGCCCCCGCCUGACCCGCGUGCGGGAGGUCCUGAAGGCGUGCUUCCGGGCCGUCGAACGGCAGCAGAACGUGUGGCGGAGCGCGCUGCAGGACUGCCGGCCGCUCCUCGGUUCCCUGGGGAACUUGGCGGAGCAGGUGGAGGCCGCUCAGAACGUGGCCUUCGAGGCCGCCCCGCUGGGAGCCUUCCCAGACCUGAGAGAGCGCUUGAAGCGCAAGCAGCUGACCGCCGGCGACACCAUCCUCGACAAGCUGGAAGAGCGGAUGGCCGUCCUCCUCGGCGUACGAGACGCGGUCAGCGGACACGUGGAGCGAGCGUUUGAGGUGUACGAGCAGCACGCCCGGCCGGCGGACAUCGACGCCAUCUUGCUGCGCUCCGCUGUUAUCCCCUCGAUAGCGGACAUGCUGGAAUGGCUGCAAGAUAUCGAGAGAUCUUAUCGGAACUUGUACUUGGGAAAGAGAGACCUCAUCAACCAGAUCAGUUGGGAUAACCUACCUUUCCUUCAAGCUCUGCCACAGGCUUGGGAGCGGGUUUCAGAGGACGACCACCAAGACCUAGUACACGACACCCUACUGAUGGUGUCCUUCUUCCUGGACUCGUAGUCGAAGGGAUGCUACCGUUCAGGACCCAGAAGGAGGCAGCUGCAGGCCGGGCCUUGAGCUUCCCUCACUGUUCGGUGACGUGAGAAGGGGAAGAUUGGAGGGGUGAACCCCCGAAGCUUCGGGCCCGAGUCUGACCAAGCCCAGUGGGGUGGAAGGCGGUGUGGCCUGGUGGAGAGAGGGGGGCACCCGGAGUCAGCAGACACUUUGCCAUUUGCCUGCCGGGUGACCCUGAGCGCCACCCUUAACUUCUCUGUGCCUCGCCUCAUUUAUAAAAUGGGGAUCAAAUUUCCCAUCCUUCCUCUGUCUUAGACUGGGAGCCUCAUGUGGGACGAGGACUGUGACCGUUCUCAUUCUUUUGCACCUUUUGUAUAGAGCUUAAGCCCGAUACUUGGUAUGUAAUAAAUGCUCAAUAAAUAACAUCGUUAGUUCUCUUAUUAUGACAA